GCUGAGCAGUGAGCAGAGGAAGAGCUUUGAGUAGGAAGCCCUGGAAAGCGGGUUUAAAAUAUUAAAUCAGAAACGCAGUGCUUCUAACAAUGACCACUCUGACAAAUGCGGGGCUCUGGACACACAGCCGAUUCAAUGUUUAAACCAGGGUGUCCUUACACAGCAGGAGGUUACUGGACUGCAGGAGAGUGGAAGAGUGAUUCUCACAGGAUGCCUUAUUUUGCAAAACUAAUGUUGCUGAUCUUUUGCUUGAUCCUUCUUGUGGAGAGCAGAAAGCACAGGAGGAGGCGGUGGACAGGUCAAGAGGUGCAGAAAGCAAGUCACAUAUAUAAAAAGAACCACGACAUGACCAAAACUCGGACAGGAAAAAGCGAACAGCUUCUGAGGGUAGAUGACCAUGAUUUCACUAUGAGGCCAGCCUUUGGCGGCCCUGCUAUUCCUGUUGGGGUAGAUGUGCAGGUUGAAAGCCUGGACAGCAUUUCUGAGGUCGACAUGGAUUUUACGAUGACCCUGUAUUUGAGACAUUACUGGAAGGAUGAGCGCCUUUCCUUUCCCAGUCAUACUAACAAGAGUAUGACUUUUGAUGGGAGGCUGGUGAAGAAGAUCUGGGUGCCAGAUGUCUUCUUUGUCCACUCCAAAAGAUCCUUCAUUCAUGACACGACCACUGACAACAUCAUGUUGCGGGUGUUCCCAGAUGGCCAUGUGCUCUACAGUAUGAGGAUCACGGUGACAGCAAUGUGCAACAUGGACUUCAGCCGUUUUCCGCUAGAUUCACAGACUUGUACUCUGGAGCUUGAAAGCUAUGCUUACACUGAUGAAGAUCUGAUGCUGUACUGGAAAAAUGGGAACGAAUCUCUGAAAACAGACGAGAAGAUUUCCUUGUCUCAAUUCUUGAUACAAAAAUUUCAUACAACCUCCAGACUUGCUUUCUAUAGUAGCACUGGCUGGUACAAUCGCCUCUACAUCAACUUCACUUUACGCCGCCAUAUCUUCUUCUUCUUGCUCCAAACGUACUUCCCUGCCACACUGAUGGUCAUGCUGUCCUGGGUCUCAUUCUGGAUAGACCGCAGAGCCGUGCCUGCGAGAGUUUCAUUAGGGAUCACGACGGUGCUGACUAUGUCUACCAUCAUCACGGGCGUCAACGCCUCCAUGCCUCGGGUUUCCUACAUCAAAGCUGUGGACAUUUACCUCUGGGUCAGUUUUGUGUUCGUCUUCCUCUCGGUCAUAGAGUAUGCAGCUGUGAACUACCUGACCACAGUGCAAGAGCGGAAGCGGCAGAAGCUGCGAGACAAGUUCCCAUGCACAUGUGGGAUACCUUCCACAAAAACGAUGAUGCUGGAUGGCAUAUACAGUGAGUCGGAUGCCAAUAGCCUAGAAGGGUACCCAAGAGGCCAGAUGGUGACUGAAGAGGAUAAGCAAGACAAGAUGGUGGUUCAUUUGGCUAUGAAUAAUGAGUCUCAGUCAUCAAGGAAAAGAAGGCUGAAGGGACACGUUAGUCUACGUAUCAUGCAAAACACUCAUGCCAUUGACAAAUAUUCAAGAUUGAUAUUUCCAGGCACCUAUAUAUUUUUUAACUUAAUAUACUGGUCUGUCUUCUGCUGAGGCAGUGAUUGAUCCAAGAGAUAUUUAGAAGACUCGG
Molecule: messenger RNA, 1639 nt
Organism: Elgaria multicarinata webbii
Lineage: Eukaryota; Metazoa; Chordata; Lepidosauria; Squamata; Anguidae
Product: gamma-aminobutyric acid receptor subunit rho-2
Exons: 9
Coding region: 106-1602 (498 amino acids)
Biological process (GO): nervous system process; chemical synaptic transmission; regulation of membrane potential
Cellular component (GO): neuron projection; synapse; plasma membrane
Molecular function (GO): GABA-A receptor activity; extracellular ligand-gated monoatomic ion channel activity; chloride channel activity
Source: RefSeq, a predicted model, not a curated record